AUGUCAACAACUUUUCUUUUAAAAUUUAGCUAAAAUUUCACAAGGCUAGAUAGUUUGAUAUACUUAAAAUUAAUUUGAGAAUAGUGCAAUGAUCGUUUUCGCAGCGUUGGCGGUUGUCGUGCAUUUAAUAUUUCUGGUUUCCAUUUUCUACAUAUAUUUUCAAACACCAAUAUUGAAUGAUCUUCCGAUAGGAAAGGAUGAUGAAAGCGCUGCAGCAAACCGAAUUGUUGUUUUUGUUGCAGAUGGGCUCCGCGCAGCUUCUUUUCUUGAACACCAGGCGAACAGAACUUUAUUUUUGCGGCAAAUAGUUUUGUCGCAAGGAACCUUUGGAAUAUCUCAUACGCAUGUUCCAACUGAGUCAAGACCAGGGCAUGUAGCCCUUUUUGCAGGAAUGUAUGAGGAUCCUAGUGCAAUAUUCAAAGGAUGGAAGAAAAAUCCUGUUCAAUUUGAUUCUGUUUUUAACCGAAGCGAUUUUGCAUUCAGUUGGGGUAGCCCAGAUGUCCUUUCUAUAUUUUCUGAUGAAAUCAAUCCAGGAAAAGCGAAAUUUAUCUCUUAUCCUGCUGAAGAUGAAAGUUUCUCCACGUCAUCGAAUACAAGCUUACUAGAUGUAUGGGUAUUUGAAAAAGUGAAAACAUUUCUAUUAACACCAGCUAAUCAAAAAUUAUUAUUAUCACAAAAGAGAGUCAUUUUAUUUCUACAUUUACUGGGUUUGGAUACGGCUGGGCAUGUACACAAACCAUACUCAGCUUCGUUUUCAGAAAAUUUAAUUCUGGUCGACAAUGGUAUCAAAGAAAUCGUUAGUAUAAUUGAUCGGAUAACAAUUAACGAUAAAAAAACCGCUUACAUCUUUACUUCUGACCACGGCAUGACGGAUAAAGGAUCUCAUGGAUCAGGACAUCCGAUGGAAACAGAAACUCCGUUUAUUGCUUGGGGAGCUGGAAUCCAACACUGGAACAAUUCUUGGAGUAACCGCUACCAAAAACAUGUUGUCUUAGAUAAAGUUGACGUUCCUUCCUUGGACAUAAAUCAGGCCGAUGUAACGCCUCUAAUUUCGACCUUACUUGGAAUUGCAAUACCUAGGAAUAACUAUGGAAAACUACCUCGACAGGUUUUGAAAGCCUCUGAUAUGAUCUCGGCAUUUUCAAUGAAGAAAAACGCAGACCAACUUUACUAUCAGUAUUACGAAUGGAAAAAAAAAUGUAAUCAAAAAAUGUUUAAAUGGCCGUUAUCGACAAAGGAAUCACACUAUAUUAUACUGAUUGAAACACUACAAAAAGAUAUUGAACAAGCACAUGACAGCAAACUGUACAAGCAAAUGAUAUCUUCUAGCGAGUUAUUGAUGGACGUAAUUCUAGAAGCGAUUGAGUUUUACCAAACAUACUAUAAAUAUGAACUUCUAACAGCAAUUUCUGUAGCUAUGAUCGGUUGGAUUGUAUUCGUGGCAGGACAUGUAUUCAUAGCUCCCAUAUCAAUUGCGUCAAUUAAUGUUAAAUCAAUUUUAAUCGCAAUUAUAGCUAUUUGCAUCAUAUGGUUCUACAACACAGCACAAGGAACACCGAAAGCUGUACCAUUUUUCUUCUCACUACCUAUAUGUUUGUGGUUACCUGUGUUGUCGAGAUGGAGACAGUUUAUCGCUGUAAUAAACAAACAAAUGACUCCAAAAAUAAUUAUGUUCUUAGUAACCGUAGAGCUAUGUGUGAUGUCCUUUUUUCACCGUCAAAUUCUUAGUGGUGUUCUAGUCAUUAACACGUUGUUAAUAAUACAUCGCACUUAUAAAAAGGAAAAUGUAAAACAGCGGUCCUCUUUUUUAAUGCCUGUGAUAUUGAGCAACACCUUUUUGGCUAUUUUUCCUGUAAUACCUGUUGCACAAAAGGACAUUAGUAAUCCUUAUUUAUUGAUAUCUGGAAUAUUUGCAUUGGCCAUAUGUGCUUUAAUAAUUUGCUUCUUUGUUGUGAAAAACAAAUGGUACGGCAGAUUUCAGGUUCUGCUAACAUUUUCAAUGAUCCUGAAUAUUCUACAUUACUUCGCUAACAGUGAUAAAAAAUUCAUUUCAAACUGGACGAAUUGUAUGUUUUCAUGGGUUUUUCUUCUAUUAACGUUACUUGCUCCACUGUUUGCUACUACAUCUCUGCAAAUUCGUUUUUUGGCUAUUGUUUUGAACCUCGCUGGUCCAUACGUGAUGCUUUCCCUUUCAUAUGAGCCAUUGUUCCUGUUGUCGUUCUCGAUAAGCUUAUUUUAUUGGCUCAGAGUGGAGGAUAUGCUUUGUAAUUCAAAACCCAAGAUGAUGCUUCUGCGUUAUUCCGAUGUGGAAAUUUUUACCAAGGAUAGUGGUUCUGAAGAUAUUCGUCAUGCAUUAUCAUUUGUAUUAUAUAUGCUGAUAUCAUUUUUUGGAACGGGGAACAUGGCGACGGUUAGCUCUUUUGAUCCAAAUUGGUAUGUGCAUUAAAAUCUUUACAAAUCCUAACGCAGGUCAAUACAAAGACUGUCUUCUUGUUAAUGCUAAUUAUCUGCGACAUAAUGUGUUUACAUUUUUUUUACUUUGUCAAAAAUAAAGGUUCGUGGCUAGAAAUAGGAAC
Sabethes cyaneus is the source of this 2576-nucleotide messenger RNA. RefSeq names its product GPI ethanolamine phosphate transferase 1 (gene PIG-N). Gene Ontology annotation, cellular component: endoplasmic reticulum membrane. The transcript has 15 exons. Gene Ontology annotation, molecular function: mannose-ethanolamine phosphotransferase activity. The record is from RefSeq and is a predicted model, not a curated record. Bases 89 to 2446 code for a protein of 785 amino acids. Gene Ontology annotation, biological process: GPI anchor biosynthetic process. NCBI's taxonomy places the organism in Eukaryota, Metazoa, Arthropoda, Insecta, Diptera, Culicidae.